Molecule: messenger RNA, 4970 nt
Organism: Bombyx mori (domestic silkworm)
Lineage: Eukaryota; Metazoa; Arthropoda; Insecta; Lepidoptera; Bombycidae
Exons: 2
Coding region: 586-3126 (846 amino acids)
Biological process (GO): DNA integration
Molecular function (GO): nucleic acid binding
Source: RefSeq, a predicted model, not a curated record
UCGAUGCACGGACAUCGACGAUCGCGCGGCGCGGGCGCCGGGAGGAGGACAGCGACGCGGGGUAGCGGAUGGACACCGGCUUCGUCACUUCGUGCAGCAACGCCGCCCGCGACACUUACUUGUUUAUCUUGUUUUACCUUUUUUAUAAACUUACCAAAUACUACAGUCCACUCUUUUAUUUAUACAUCACCGGUCUACCCCAGAGCAGUUCGAAACAUGGUCCUUUAGUUUUGUCAGCUUAAAACUCACCGGAAUAAAACCUGUACAACAAACUGUCGGCGUUGGUUGGCCAUUUAAAAACGAACGGACGUUUUACUGUUCACUACGUUGAAGCUGCAAGGAGUCGUGAAUAUUGGACUUCGGAAUAUUGGACGGAUUGCAUACCUGAGUGAGUUCGUUCCAAUCAGACAACCUUUAUUCCCUCAUAUUUUUGCCGUUUAGCGCAUUCAAUUUUUUACCUAAUUUUCGCCUCAAUUUGCCAAAAUAAAAACUACCCUCAUCUUACAAUCAAAAUUCAUUCUUAUUCUUUAAUUCUUAUUUAAUUAUUCUUAUUAUUUCUGUUUAUUUUGCUUAUUAUAAUACAUUAUGAGCCAACAUUCUGAGGAUUUAGAUACUCUUAUUAAGCGACGAGGUGCAAUUAAAGCCAAACUUACUAUUUUCAGAAAUUAUAUUAAACCUCUUAGUAGUUUUUCUAGCUUGACCGACUUACAACGUUUUGAGUUGGAAGGACGUUAUGAGCGUAUUCAGUGUUUAUACAACGACUUCGACAAGUUACAGACGGAGAUCGAGACGUUGUUGGACGCACCCGAUGACGACUUUAAAUCCCGGUGUGAGUUCGAGGACCAAUACCAUCCUACGGUGGCACUGGCGCGAAGCCUGCUUUCAGCAACUACCAACUCAGAAGGUUCAGCUAUGGUGAGAGUGCGUGGUGCCGAUGGCACUAAGCACCCCGCCCGAGUUUUGCUGGACAACGGUAGUACCGCCAACUUUGUCACAGACGCCUUUUCAUCCAAGCUUGGGCUGUCACGACACGAUACUAGCUCCACUACAAUCACAGGUAUAAACAAUCAGACCUCUUAUAGUACACAGUCUUGUAAUCUCACGCUCGAGUCCUAUUACGGUAAUUAUACAGUCGGCUUAGGUUGUCUAAUAUUGCCUGAGGUAACAAAAGUAUUGCCUUCGCGUUUCAUACCUAGAACUCAUGUCCCUCUGCCUUCGGGUCUACAUCUAGCUGACCCUACAUUCAACAUUCCGUCAGUCGUAGAUAUACUUGUAGGGGCUGAAAUCUUUUGGCAAGUAUUAUUACAUAAUACCAUCGAUUUAGGUAAGAAUCAACCUACACUUCACGAAACGAAAUUAGGUUGGAUUGUUUCAGGUCUUGUGGCUUAUUCUCCACGCCUUCAAUCUCAAUCUCACUUCUGUAGUCUUGUCAAAAACGACGUCAAUUUUAAUAUAGAACGUUUUUGGGAACUCGAUUCAGUUCCAUCAAAACACUCACUCACAAAUGAAGAAAAUGCAUGUGAGCAACAUUUUCUUCGUAAUACUUAUAGAAACGACGAUGGCCGCUUUGUAGUUUCUAUUCCAUUAAAAAGGGAUCCUCAAAUAUUAGGAGACUCUCUUCAAAUGGCUAUAAGUCGAUUUUUAUCCUUAGAGCGACGCUUUCAGCGUGAUUUGGGUUUCAAGCAGCGCUACGUAGACUUCAUGCAUGAAUACCUAAAGCUAGGGCAUAUGAUUAAGGAAAGUGAAGUUCGCAAUUUUUCAGAGUCUUCUACUGACAAGGGAGUCAGUUAUUUCAUGCCUCAUCAUGGAAUUAUUCGUGAGUCCAGCACAACUACAAAGCUGCGAACGGUCUUCGAUGCAUCUGCGAUCACAACUUCCGGCGUUUCACUGAACGACAUCCAAAUGAUUGGUCCUGUAGUGCAAGACGACUUACUUUCCAUAUUGCUGCGCUUUCGUCAGCAUAGAUAUGUAAUCUCAGGGGACAUUGAGAAAAUGUAUCGAUCUAUAGAGGUAAACCCCUCGCAGCGAUCUCUUCAGCGCAUUGUUUUCCGCAAUAAUCACAAUGCUCCCCUCAAAGUAUAUUGUUUAAACACGGUGACUUAUGGAACAGCAUCAGCGCCUUACUUAGCCACGAAAUGCCUGACCAGUCUGGCUUCGUCAGCUGUAAGUGAAGACGUCAAACAUGCAAUAAUUCACGACUUUUACGUUGACGAUCUUUUAAGCGGUAAUAGCACUCUCUCAGGUACUAUUGAGUUGUGUAAAGGCGUGAUUGAUACUUUGUCAUCAGCUCAAUUUCAUUUACGUAAAUUUAAAUCAAAUGAUUCUCGUAUCUUAUCAGCAAUAAUGUCAGAACGUGGCGACGCUUCCACUGACAAUAUGUUAGACUUAAAUAGUGACGUCAACACUUCAUCUAAAACAUUAGGUUUGCAAUGGUGUUGCAAUGUUGAUAUGCUUUCUUUUUCCAUUAAUAUUGACAUCUGUAGUAAAAUUACAAAGCGUCACGUGUUGUCGGUGGUAAGUCAAAUUUUCGACCCACUAGGCCUGGUAAGUCCGUGCGUUGUCGAAGCAAAAAUUCUCAUGCAACGACUUUGGAUCGACAAGUAUAACUGGGACGACGUAGUGUCUCAAGAACUUAGGGAUCUUUGGUCUUCCUGUACUAGUACUUUGUCUUCUCUUAAUCAGCUGAAGAUACCUAGAUUUAUUUCAUGUAGUGACUCAACAAAUAACGAAAUUCAUGUCUUUUGCGACGCUUCAGAGAAGGUUUACGGUGCGUGUCUUUAUAUCCGUUCAAUUAAAGCUUCAGGGUCUAUUUGCGUACGACUUUUGGCUUCAAAAAGUCGCAUAGCUCCUAUUAAGCCCACCACAAUACCGCGACUUGAGCUUUGCGGAGCGUUAGCAGCUACAAGACUGUGUACCAAAGUUCGUGACUCUCUAACCAUGCGUAUAGACAACGUUUAUUUCUGGUGCGAUUCCACACAAUAUUGGCGUGGUUGUCGACGUCGCCUAAUCGACUUAAGCCUUUUGUGCGCAACAGAGUCAACGAAAUUCAAGAGAGUACGAUUGGUUGUACUUGGAGCUACGUGCCGUCGAAGGACAACCCGGCGGAUCUUGUUUCCCGUGGGCUGAAGGCUGAUGCUAUCAGCACCAGUUCGCUGUGGUGGUCGGGCCCGUCUUAUCUAUUUAAAUCACAAGAAUAUUGGCCACAAAAACCCAAUAUGAAACAAGAUCUACCAGACGUAGUUUGUCAUGUAGUUAGUAGUAAUGUCGAUACGCUUCAUACUAAUAAAGCUCAUGGUAGUUCCAUAAUUCAUCAUCUUAUUACUAAAUAUUCAAAUUUACGCUAUUUACAAAGAGUAGUUGCUUACAUACUUAGAGCGAUAUAUAACUUUAAAAACAAAUCAAAUAAAAAUAUAGCUAAUCUUUCUAAUGAAGAACUACAAAUCUCAUUAAAUCUCAUUAUACAUAAUGCUCAACUUCAAAUGUUCCCCGAAGAAUAUUUUAUAUUGAAAUCAGGGAAGUCCCUACCACGUAGCAGUCGUCUUAUUUCAUUAACACCAUUUAUAGAUAGUAAUUCAAUUUUACGCGUUGGUGGUAGGCUUGACAACUCCCCAUAUGACUUUAAUAUAAAACACCCUAUAGUUCUUUGCAGUAAACACGCUUUGACUAAAUUAAUAUUCCAUUUUGAACAUUUGCAUCUCUUACAUGCUGGACCACAGCUCUUACUAACUCACAUACGCCAGAGUUACUGGCCCUUAGGAGGCAGAAAUCUGUCUAAGACUGUCGUCAGAAACUGCUUAAAAUGUUUUAGGUAUAGAGCACAAAAUGUUCAACCCAUCAUGGGUCAAUUACCUAAAACUCGUACUGAUUUACAAUUUCCUUUCUUGAAUUGUAGUGUGGAUUAUGCUGGGCCAAUUUUGAUCGCUGAUCGUAAAGGGCGAGGCUGUAAAUUAGUAAAAUCAUACUUAUGCAUUUUUGUGUGCCUUGCAGUAAAAGCUGUUCAUAUCGAGCUCGUCACCGCAUUGUCAUCGGAGGCGUACAUAGCUGCUCUCAAAAGAUUCGUGUCUCGUCGAGGCAAGCCCCGCAGCAUAUGGUCCGACAAUGGGACAAAUUUUGUUGGUGCUUGCAACGAACUCAAAGGCGUCCUUUCAAACUCAGACAUUGCGUCAUUCAUGUCUCAAGAAGGCAUAGAUUUUAAUUUUUCUCCACCUUAUUCCCCUCAUUUUAAUGGUCUGGCUGAAGCAGCGGUUAAGGCCACUAAAGGCCAUCUCAAAAAACUCCUCAGUCUUACUCACCUCACGUAUGAAGAAAUGUCUUCGUGCUUAUGUCAAAUUGAGGCCAUUCUAAAUUCCCGUCCACUUACUCCUAUUUCCUCUGAUCCGUUAGAUUUAACUGCCCUUACUCCUGCUCACUUUCUGAUUGGACGACCGCUCACGUCAGUUCCGCACCCGCAGAUUACCGACUGCAACAUCACGCGCUUGGAGCGCUACCAACGAGUGGAACUCAUCAGGCAGCAUUUUUGGAAGCGCUUUAUUAAUGAAUACAUUUCUCUGCUGCAGCAGAAAUCUAAAUGGUCCACCUCUACAGGGAGCUUGAUACCAGGGACGCUAGUCCUUGUGAAGGACAGGACGCUACCGGCUCUGUUGUGGCCUUUGGGCCGCAUUACCAAGACGUAUCCGGGCAGCGACGGCAUCACACGGGUCGCAGAGGUCAAGACGAGGACGGGGACCGUGGUGCGAGGCUUCAACUCCAUCUGCCCCCUCCCUCUUCAUUGAAGUACCCAUAUAUACUUCAACCCGGGCAGUCUGUCGAUGCACGGACAUCGACGAUCGCGCGGCGCGGGCGCCGGGAGGAGGACAGCGACGCGGGGUAGCGGAUGGACACCGGCUUCGUCACUUCGUGCAGCAACGCCGCCCGCGACACUUACUUGUUUAUCUUGUUUUACUUUUUUUAUAAACUUACCAAAUACUACA